UUUCUCUUUCAUCACAUGUUUGACCCUGCCAUUAAAUUACACCAUCAUCAAUCAGUGGCAUCCACCCCACCACACUAUACAUACUUCUGCAUCUUCUUUUAUUCAGAAUCUCUUCACGAAUUGGCAGCGACUACAAUUAAAAAAAAUAUCAAAGAUUCAAGUCAAACUUCAACACUCACCUUCUUCAUCUCGUCUCCGAAGCUGGAAGAAAUGAAGAACCAGCAUCCGUCUUCUGAAAAGGAGUUUUUAAACAAAUUCUACAUUCCGGAUUACAUACUUGUUGCCGGUGGAACUGUUGAGGAUCUUUCUGAACCACCUGCAUGUCCGACACUCGUGUUUAUCAACUCCAAAAGUGGUGGUCAGUUGGGUGGCCAACUUCUUAUUACAUACCGUUCUGUGUUGAAUCAAAAUCAGGUUUUUGAUUUGGGUGAAGAUGCUCCUGAUCAAGUGUUGCGUAGAAUGUACCUAACUUUGGAAAAGCUCAAAGUUGAUGGAGAUAAAUUGGCUGCUAAAAUUGAGAAGCAGUUGCGAGUAAUUGUUGCUGGAGGAGAUGGAACUGCUGGUUGGCUGCUUGGAGUUGUUAGUGAUCUGAAAUUACCCUAUCCGCCACCAAUAGCAACCGUGCCUUUAGGGACCGGAAACAAUCUCCCAUUUGCAUUUGGUUGGGGAAAGAAGAAUCCAGGAACCGAUCGUGGAUCUGUUUUAAAAUUCUUGGAGCAAGUUUCUGAAGGAAAAGAAAUGGAGAUAGACAGCUGGCACAUUCUUAUGAGGAUGAAAUCUGCCGGCUCUUGUGAUCCCAUUGCACCCCUCGAGUUACCACAUUCUUUGCAUGCAUUCAAUCGCGUGUCUGAUACUGAUGAACUUAAUGUGUCAGGUUAUAACACAUUUCGUGGUGGAUUCUGGAACUAUUUCAGCAUGGGCAUGGAUGCUCAAGUAUCGUAUGCAUUUCAUUGUGAGCGCAAGUUGCAUCCAGAAAAAUUCAAAAACCAGUUGACGAAUCAGAGCACAUAUGCAAAGAUCGGUUGCGCUCAAGGUUGGUUUGCGGCGCCUCUCUUCCAACCAUCAUCAAAGAAUAUAGCCCAGAUUAUGAAGGUUAAGAUUAUGCAAAGGCAUGGGGGAUGGAAAGAACUCAAGAUACAUCAUAGUAUCAGGUCAAUUUUAUGCCUUAACUUGCCUAGCUUCUCUGGGGGACUAAAUCCUUGGGGAACACCAAAUCCAAAACAAAACAAAACUGGUGAGGUUCUUACACCACCAUAUGUUGAUGACGGACUUAUAGAGAUUGUUGGAUUCAGAGACGCAUGGCAUGGGCUCUUUCUGCUUGCACCUAAGGGAAAGGGACAUGGGACACGUCUUGCGCAGACACACCGAGUAAGAUUUGAGUUCCAUAAGGGCGGCGCAGACUGCACAUACAUGCGGAUGGACGGGGAACCUUGGAAACAACCUCUCCCAGUAGACGAGAACAGCGACACGACUGUUGAAAUCUCACACCAUGGACGGGUGAAGAUGCUUGCAACAAAAAAUUGCAUUUCAAAAAGUGUUAAAGAUCCAUCAACAACUCAUUCUGAAGGUGAACAUGAAGGCGUUUAUGAUGAUGACAGUGAUAAUGAACAUGCUACUCCUUCAGGUGAAGAGUGGAGAAAGUUUGGUGCUGCAGAAACAUUUAAGAUGCUGGAAGAUGUCGACAUUUCUCGCAUCAGUUAGUUUGGAUUCUUCAUGCCUUAUGCGAGACAGUUAGCAUGUGAUUAUCCUCUGUUCAAGUUUGGAUAUAAAACAUAAUAAACCUACAUGAUGUUUGUUGAUUGAAGAUAACUUAAAGAUCUUUUAUAAAUAGCAGUUGGAGAACUUCAAUA
Helianthus annuus (common sunflower) is the source of this 1850-nucleotide messenger RNA. RefSeq names its product diacylglycerol kinase 5. Gene Ontology annotation, molecular function: ATP-dependent diacylglycerol kinase activity. The record is from RefSeq and is a predicted model, not a curated record. NCBI's taxonomy places the organism in Eukaryota, Viridiplantae, Streptophyta, Magnoliopsida, Asterales, Asteraceae. Bases 16 to 1701 code for a protein of 561 amino acids. The transcript has 12 exons.